Molecule: messenger RNA, 507 nt
Organism: Loa loa (African eye worm)
Lineage: Eukaryota; Metazoa; Nematoda; Chromadorea; Rhabditida; Onchocercidae
Exons: 3
Coding region: 1-507 (168 amino acids)
Source: RefSeq, a predicted model, not a curated record
AUGGAGCAGCAAUAUUGUGCGGUAAAUGGCACUACUUCAAACAAAAUAGCUAAAAAGAGGGCUGAGAGUGUGAACGACAUCAGCGGCCUGUCCCUUCUACUGAUAUUCUCGCAGGUGUCACAUGCACACCGCGUGAUCCCUGUCGACCCUGCAGGAUUACACGCGACGUACACACCCAUUCACACACGAGCGAAAAGUCCCGCGACAAAUGAUCCUAUAACACACCAACCACGUCUUGUCCCUUGUUCCUAUGCGUGCGUGUUAGUAACAGCAGCGCCAUUGCGCUCUAUGGAUACCCCCACCAUCUUUCCUAGUGACCACGCUCCAAGUGUUCUCCUACAUCAGGAAAAGGUGGUAAAGAUCAAUUCAAGUGCGCGUGGUGUAUCAGUUUUCAAUCACUUGGAUGACGCCAGCGCGUCAUGUGAUUGUUCGGCGCGUUGUUACGUGACCCUUGAGGAAUGGUUUCGGACUGGUCAAUGUGUCCAAUGUGAGGUGCUGCCACCUUAA